GGCUCCUUUAGGUGAGGCGGGAAGCUUCGCCUGAGGAGGUCAGCCCGGAGGGACCCCACUCCCCGCUCGGACAGCCCCGCUAUGGGAAGCCGCUGGGCGCUCAGACUGGCUUUGCUGGCGCUUCUGGGCGCAUCAACAGGUGGUUCACCAUCCAUUUCCCCAUCAGGAUCUCCUUUGGUUGUGAAUAGCGGGCAAGAAUUUAAGCUGGCCUGUACCGAUGAUGGCCCAGUGACCUGGGUCUUUUACAGUGCUGACCCAUCCGUGAAGUUAAAGAAUUUCAAAACUAAAGAAGUGCAUGUUAUUCAGGCAAGACCAACAGACACAGGAACCUAUCUGUGCAAGAACAGAAGAAACUCCAACAGCUCCGUUUAUGUCUUCGUUAAAGAUCCAACGGUUCUGUUCUUUCACAGACCCACAAUCUUUGGAAGGGAAGACAGCGAUGCUCUCAUUGUCUGCCCAGUGACCGAUCCAGAUGUUUCCAAUUUCACUUUGAAAAGAUGUCAUCACAAACCUCUGCCUGAGAAUAUGACAUUGGUUCCUGAUCCUCAGAAGGGCAUCACCAUAAAACAUGUACAGAGAUCAUUUCUAGGUUGUUACUGGUGUGUGGCGCAACAAGAUGGAGUUGAAAAACAAUCAAAAGAUAUAACACUUAUGGUGAGAGCAGUUCACAAGUCCUUACCAUCCAUCACCUUGUCCGAAACAAUCCAACUUCUCAAAGAAGGUGAAGAAUUUGAAGUUACAUGUACAAUCAGGGAUAUAGAUAGUUCUCUUCAAGCUAAUUGGAUUUUUCAAGGCAAUGCGAGCCUUUCCAGCAAAAGCAAGAAUGUGCGUGAUUAUGAAUAUGAAAAAAAAUUAAGGCUGAGCAUCCGUUCAGUGGGAGUUAAUGAUUCUGGAGCAUUCACAUGCCAAGCAACCAAUGCUUUUGGAACAUCUAAUGUCACGCUAACCUUGAAUGUAAUAGGUAAAGGAUAUGUCAGCUUAUCGACUUCAACAAAUACAACACUCUACGUCAAUGACGGGGAAAAUCUGGGCUUGGUAGUAACGUAUGAAGCCUAUCCAAAACCAGAAGAGGAACUGUGGCUAUACAUGAAUAAAACACUGCAGAAUUCAUCUGAUCAUUAUGUGAGAGUCACAAAUAUAGACAAAAACAGCUAUUCCAGUGAGCUUCACCUUACACGGCUAAAGGAAACGGAAGGAGGUCUUUAUACAUUUUUCGUCUCCAACUCAGAUGCCAACUCCUCUAUAACAUUUAAUGUCUAUGUAAACACCAAACCAGAGAUUGUCACUUCGGAAAGACUGAGCAAUGGCAUGCUACUCUGUGUGGCAAGUGGAUAUCCUGCUCCUACUAUUAGCUGGUAUGUUUGCCCAGCCACUGAGCAAAGGUGUCCAGAUUCACCAAAUGUUUCUCCAGUGAAUGUAAAAACCAAAUAUAAAGAUUCAACAUUUUCUUCCUUCGGAAAGAUAAUUGUGGAGAGUACUAUUGAUACCAGCAUGUUCAAGAGCAAUAGUACAAUCACCUGUGAGGCUUCCAAUACCAUUGAUAGACGUUCAGCUUUCUUUAACUUUGCUAUUAAAGAACAAGAAAAUAACCGCAGCCUUUUCACUCCGUUGUUAAUCGGCUUUGGUGUAGCAGCAGGACUGAUGUGUGUUAUAGUCAUAAUCCUUGUUUAUAAAUAUCUCCAGAAACCCAAAUACGAGGUACAAUGGAAAGUAGUUGAUGAAAUAAAUGGAAACAACUAUAUCUACAUAGAUCCAACACAGCUUCCAUAUGAUGAGAAAUGGGAGUUUCCAAGAAACUGCCUCAGUUUCGGUAAGAUUCUAGGAGCUGGAGCUUUCGGGAAAGUCGUUGAAGCUACUGCCUAUGGUCUCUUCAAACCUGAUGGGGCAACGAGAGUGGCAGUGAAAAUGCUCAAGCCCAGUGCUCAUUUCACCGAAAAAGAAGCCUUGAUGUCCGAACUGAAGGUGCUGAGUUACCUUGGUAAUCACAUCAAUAUUGUGAACCUACUCGGAGCCUGUACUAUUGGAGGUCCUACUCUGGUCAUCACUGAAUAUUGCUGUUAUGGCGACCUUUUGAAUUUCCUCAGGAGGAAACGGGAUUCCUUUAUUUGCCAGAGGCCUGAAGAAACUGCUGUUUACAAGAACCUCCUCUAUCAGAAAGAACACAUGUAUGAUGCCACCAAUGAGUACAUGGAUAUGAAACCAGGAGUUUCUCAAGUCGUCCACGCCAAGACCACUAAAAGACUAGGGUCAUUGGCUAAUCAGGAUGUCACUGUUGCCAUUUUAGAAGAUGAUGAACUAGCUCUGGAUGUUGAAGAUCUGUUAAGUUUUUCUUACCAGGUAGCAAAGGGGAUGAGCUUUCUUUCAGCUAAAAAUUGCAUUCACAGAGACCUGGCAGCAAGGAAUAUAUUACUUACGCAUGGACGGAUAACAAAAAUCUGUGAUUUCGGCCUUGCAAGAGACAUCAGGAAUGAUUCAAAUUAUGUGGUCAAAGGAAAUGCACGGCUUCCUGUGAAGUGGAUGGCCCCUGAGAGUAUUUUUGAAUGUGUGUACACCUUUGAGAGCGAUGUUUGGUCUUAUGGAAUUCUACUUUGGGAACUCUUCUCUUUAGGAAGCAGUCCCUAUCCUGGAAUGCCUGUGGAUUCCAAGUUCUAUAAAAACAUCAAGGAAGGAUACAGAAUGUUUAGUCCAGAAUAUGCACCUCCAGAAAUCUUUAACAUCAUGAAGAGCUGCUGGGAUUCUGAUCCUGUGAAGAGGCCAACUUUUAAGCAAAUUGUACAACUGAUUGAACAGCAGAUCUCCGACACCACAAGUCAUAUUUACUCAAAUGUUUCAAACGGCAUUUGUAGUCAAGGAAAUGCCACAGAUCACUCCGUAAGAAUUAACUCGGUGGGUAGCAGCGCUUCGUCUACUCAGCCGUUACUCACACACGAGGACGUUUGAAAACAGACUCAACUCAUCUUGCUGGAGAACGUACUGUUUCAAAAUGACAAUCUGUUGCUCUAAUGGUAGUAGAAGUACUGCAGGAGUUGCUCUGUGCUGCUUUCUUUUUAAUCACAUACAAAAUUAGACUGCCCCAUGACAGCUACACCAUUGUUAACACUGCUUGCUAGGAUUUGUAUAAUUGCUAUGUUAUAGGCAAUGGUAAUGUAGAAUCAGAUUUGGGAGUGGGAAAUAGCAGUUUCAAAAAUGUAUGGAUUGUUGUUGUUGUUGUUUUAAAAAGAGCAUCGUACAAAAGGCACCAGAAUACCUGAGCCCAAAAUGCUGAUGUCUUGAGUGUGGAAGAGGAAAUAUUUGAGAAAUAUCCAUUAUCCAAAUCUUAAAGGGUUAGAAGUGAAAGCAAAACAAAAAAACUGACAUUCCAAGAACAAGGAGGUAACACUCGGUUGAGAAAUAAAUCUUGAAUGACCAUGGAACAGAACUUAUUUUUAGUAGAAAGUUGAGGGACUUAUGGCUGUGAAGCAAGCUCGUAGUCAUGGAUGUUAAAAUUAUAACUUUUUGGAGAACCACAGAUUCCCUAGCUUUGAGUUACUGCUUGCUUGUUCAAUAUUUCCAAAUGUUUCACUCUAGGCCAGUUCCCCAACCUUGGCAAUUUUAAGAGGGGUGGACUCCGCUCUCAGAAUUCUCCAGCCAGCUUGCUGUCUUGUCUGAGGAAUUCUGGGAGUUGAAAUCCAUACCUCUCAAAGUUGCCAAGAUUGAAGAAAAACCGCUUAAGCAGAAAAUAUAUAACAUGAGAGGGACAAAAAAGAAUUUACCUGCCUCAUUUCUUCUACAGGGUUCAUAUUCCAACAGACCUAUUUUCUGUACCGUUUUCUCGUUGCUUUUUUUGUCUAUGUUCAGGGCUGGGCCUGCAACUAUCAGAUGGAACCACUAGGUGUCAGCAGAGAGUUUUAAGAGUUUUCCAUGUCUCUUUGCUGCCGCUGAGUGGUGGUUCAGAACUUGCAGCUCAGAUACGGUAGUCCUGAUGGUUUCCCGCAGCAUAUAUUGGGAAGAAAAAGGAAAAAAAAAAAAAAAAAAAACCAGACUGUCAUAUGAUGGUUUCCAUAUUAACAAAGUAUCUUCAUUUGUAAGAGAGUGUAAAAAAUGUAACAUCAAUUAUGGUGGAUUUCUCAGCCUGGUGAAGACACAUGUCUACUUGUGUUUCAAAAUAAGUAAACUCCAUAUAUUCUUUGUGUAGCUCCUGUAGAUUGAGUGAAAAGAUGGCUCACUUGUUCAAUUUGUGUAUAUGUGUGACAGCGUGUAUUUAAACCAGUCGAAUAUAUUUGAUAAAACUCCACAAAUUUUUUAUCAGGAGGGCAUUUGCCUAUACUUUGAAAAAUUAUUAGAGGUAAAGCAUUUCUUAGUUACACCUGGGAGCAUCUUACUUACCUGUGUUACUGGGUAUCUGGGUAUGUCAGCAUUGAGAAAAAUAACUAAUAACAUGUUAAAAUCAUGUUAUUGGCAGGUAAACAGCAGCUAUGUGUACCCAUUGUUUGUUUGUUUUUUCUGAAAGUGCAAAACAUCCGGGGAAGACUUCAGAAUAAACCUCCUACCAAAUUCUAAAGUAUUGAUUCAUUUAGACUGCACUAGGCCUCUCACAACCUGUUAUUUACACUUACUGUAUGGUUACAUUUACAUAUAUUUCUGAUAAAAGCAAUUAUUUGACCUAUUGCAAUGUUAUUAAAUACUUCUCCAAAUGCAAGAUAAUUAAAAUGCACUCCUAAUGUGCAUUUUAAGUGCCAUUAGCCUUUUGUCAGUAAUCUGAUCUAUAAUUUAGCAUUCUUCUACGUUGUUUAGAGUUAAAACGACCGAAGUGGGCCAGCCAGUUUUAUAGACGCUUGCACUGGAGAUGUUAUACUGUUGCACCUUUCCAAAUUUUGCCAGGGUUUGGAGGGGAAUGGCUUAGUCCAAGCUCCCUAUCUGCAGAGGAUUCCCAUUCUCUUCUGUGAAGGGAACAGACUUCACACGAAUACUAUGUUCUCCUUGCAACACGCAGUAGAAUACCUUCGUAUUCUGAUCAAGGGGAAAAUUCUGCAAAGUAUUUGUGCGUACAUCCAAACCUUACCUGCUCAGUGGAGCCAUUGGACCGAUCGUUCCAGCUGAGGGGGCUAUGAGAGCUGAAGGUCUACCUUACCUAGAUGGCACCAUUGGAGAAGGCUGCCAUUAGCCCUGUUUUCACAGUCAGUACACAUAAAAGGCACAACAGGUGUCACUGUACAAGAGUGUAUGAAAGAGAUCCUCCUCCUUAUGUAAAUCAGCACUGGUAGGCUUGGAAAUGUAGGAUUGGAAACCUUGCAAAAUAGAUUCCCAGUUGCAUGGGAAGAAUCUACCUAUUCCCUCGGUGAACCACAACACAGGUUUCUUCAGCCAUGCUCCUCACUCCGUAAGACUAGAGCAGGGGUCUCCAACCUUGGCAACUUUAGGUCUUGUGGACUUCAAUUCCCAGAAUUCCUCAGCCAGCCGAGGAAUUUUGGGAAUUGAAGUCCUCAAGUUGCCAAGGUUGGAGACCCCUGGGCUAGAGAAUGGGAGCACAGAUGGAAUUCUGCUGUCUUAUUUCUCUGACUUUUGCCCGUUCGACCAGAUCGGAAGGAAGGGAGUGGGGGGAGCCCUACACAAUUUGAAUAGGAUCUAGUCCUAUCUUGAAAUUCCCAAAUUACAAUACAGAGCAAAAUCCACAUUUAUUCAAGAUGCGAAUGUAUCUUUCCUUACAAUCCUCCCAGAAGUCAGAAAGAUAAGGAGCAGAUCCUUCUUUUUACCCAGAUAUACUCAUCACACAUAAAAGCAAAUCUGAGGAGAAGUAGCAUUUUAGUUGAAUGGGUAGGAGAUAAGAGAGCUUCCCAAGUUCGAUGUAUAUUUCUGUACAGAAGGUGAAAACAGGGCUUGAGUCAUAAACUUUUACCUUCCUAAAGCUUUUAAAGCUACCAGAAAAACGCUCUCUGGCUUUUAUAGCGGUUAUUCGGAAAAUUGUAAUAAUUAUAGGCACAGCGGUACUUCAUUGGCACUUGGAUGAUUUAUUUUUUUUCCUUCUUUUUAAGAGUCUCAGAAGCUAUAUUUUUAUAAUUUUGUUUUUGUUCAAAUGUAGUUUAUGCAGCAGCUUCAGAUUUUUAAAUUUGUUUUGUUUGGUUGUAUUCUCAUGUCAAUGCUAAACUGUAGCAAUAAAGUCUUCUCAACUCUUAGGUUCUUGAGUUAAAAAUAUUUUUAUAUAAAUAUAUAUAUAUAUAUAUAAAUAUAAAUAUAUGCACAGUGCCUGUAUGUAUAAAUACAUGGAUGUUUGAAAGUUGUAUUGUUGAAAAGUUUAAAUAAAGGUGUAAAUAAGA
Molecule: messenger RNA, 6293 nt
Organism: Pantherophis guttatus
Lineage: Eukaryota; Metazoa; Chordata; Lepidosauria; Squamata; Colubridae
Gene: KIT
Product: KIT proto-oncogene, receptor tyrosine kinase
Biological process (GO): protein phosphorylation; hematopoietic progenitor cell differentiation; Fc receptor signaling pathway
Cellular component (GO): signaling receptor complex; plasma membrane
Molecular function (GO): cytokine binding; transmembrane receptor protein tyrosine kinase activity; ATP binding
Source: RefSeq, a predicted model, not a curated record